CAUCGGUCACGACGUCACGAACUGCUUGUUGCUUCGUUUCGAAAAGUUUCGCACAGGGUGCGCAUGCGCGGGGCCCGCCACUUGCGGUUGGCUGCGUGCUGGUGCUGGCACUGCCACCACCACCACCUCCACCGUCAGCUGAUCUGGUUCCGACGAUGCGCCCGACUAGUCCGCGGCGUCGCUACCCCUCGAGAUUAUGACAGGUCGAGUGACAUUGCCCAACUUUGUGUCGUGUUUUCGUUUUCGCUCCCUCUACCUCGGCCCGGGCUUGCAGGGCCUGCUGCCCGUCGCCAGACGAAGCUGGCGAAGCAGGUUCGCGACGAUGCCCGGCCUGUUUACCAGUGACGGCGCCAGCGCGCCAGGUCCAGAGUCCGCCACCGACCCGACGCCAACGCCGCAGGAUGCAGGCCCUGCGCGCCGCGACAUCGUCGGCGAGGGCCGUGGCGACGUCAAGUUCCUCUACUUCGCGUACGGCAGCAACCUGCUGGCAAGGCGGCUGCACCUCAUGAACCCCACGGCGCGGCGACACAGCAUCGGCGAACUCAAGGGCUACCGGCUGGACUUCAGCACGCCGGCGUCCAAGAGGUGGGGCGGGGCCCCCGCCACCGUGGUGCCCGACCCGGAGGACUCGGUGUGGGGCGCCAUCUGGUCCCUGGACAUCGAGGACCGCGACCACCUCGACGAGCAGGAGAGCGUGCACUCGGGGCUGUAUGACGUGUUCAACGCCACGGUGCAGACCCCUGACGGCGAGGUGCUGCUCUGCCGCAGCUACCUGAUGCGCGUCGUGCCGCCCAAGCUGCAGCCCGGCGAGGCGCGGCCGGCCCACCGGCAGCCCUCCCUCGUCUACAAGAAGGUCCUGACGGCGGGCGCGCGCGAGUCGGGGCUGCCCGCCGACUACACGGCGCGCCUCGAAGCCGUCGCCGACAACGGGUCCGCGGGCUCCAACCCGCCCAUCUCGCUGGAGAGCCUCCAGAGCCCGCAGAGCUCCGAGGCCUCGGGCGUGACGCCGGCCCCGGCCCCGGCCGCGCGCUGAGCGCUGGGCACCGCGAUGACCUCCGUGUUUGUGCAAAGCCGCGGCCUUGUUCGAUCGGCCGGCGUUUUGAUUGGCCCCUGAGUGACGGCCAGCCACGGCCAGCGGCCCCGCCCGAUUGAUUGCAGAACAGCCUCCUCUCCGGACGCAGACACGCGGACGGCCAGCAGGUUGACUCCGAGCACUGUUUUCGUCGCUGUCUCUCUCGCACCCUCACGGCACGCUCCGCGAGUGCGAGAGAGACAGGGCUACGAGAGCCGUGCUCGGAAUCAGUCUGCAGGGCGGCCAUCGCCGACCUCUCUAACUGCGACAUGUGUGGCGCCGAUGUUGUUUUCUACUUGGAUUGAUGAUUGUAUUGAGACGCGCUGAUCGGUACAUGAAUUAUAAACCUCGCAUUGUUUCCCUA
Messenger RNA from Thrips palmi, 1436 nucleotides. RefSeq names its product gamma-glutamylcyclotransferase-like. The transcript is spliced from 4 exons. The coding region runs from base 197 to 1033 and encodes 278 amino acids. Gene Ontology annotation, molecular function: gamma-glutamylcyclotransferase activity. NCBI's taxonomy places the organism in Eukaryota, Metazoa, Arthropoda, Insecta, Thysanoptera, Thripidae. The record is from RefSeq and is a predicted model, not a curated record.